AUGUGGGGGGUGCCAAUAGCUAUAAUAGAUGUUGGAAGACAGAAAGCAAAAGAAAGACUUUCAGGCAUUGAAUGGGAAGAGGUUUUUGAUUCAAUUGAUUUGAGUGAAUCAUUAAAGAAAUUGGAACCGAUGUAUCAUGAAUUGGAUGAAGAACUCAUGGCAUGUUUCUUGCAUAUGUCCUUUUUAAAGGAAAAUGCAAUAAUGAGGAAUGAAAAGUUGGAACAAAUUUGGGUUGUAAGUGGAUUAAACACAUUGAUAGGAGGAUUAAACACAUGGACAUACGAUUUAUCUAGUCACUCCAUCAUUGAAGUCGUAGACCCAUACCAAAUAACCAAUAAAGUGAAAAGGUGUCGCAUGAAUCCUCUAUUGCACAAGUUAUCCGUCAAAAAAGCAGAGGAGGAAAUAGGCUUUGAGGUCUUAAGCAGCAAUGGAAAUAGUAGACCCUCUCCGAAUCCUCGUCAUCGUGUUAUCCAUUGUGGCAGAGAGAAGCUUAAUCAGACCAUGAAUCAAGAAAAAAAUCUUGUUUCUCUCAUCUUCCAUGGCGGUGGUCGCUACUUGGACGAUGCUGGUCAUUCUUAUUGGAAGAAUUUUGAACUCCUCAAGAUGCUCGACAUGGAAGAUUUUGGGGUGAAGACUUUAUCAGAAACUAUGGGCACAUUGAUUGAGUUAGGGUAUUUGGGAUUGAGAAACAAUUAUAUUCAAGAGAUCCCUCACUCAUUUGGAGCCUUGAAAAAGCUCGAGGAACCUUUGAAAGUAGAUGCGUUAGAGAAUCUUAAGACCCUAACCUACAUCUCGAUUUAUGAUUGGAUGUACGAGGUCUCAAGCUUGAAAAAGAUGAUUUGUCUUCAAAGAUUGGGUGUUGAAGAAGUUGAUGAAAACUCAGAUGUAGGCAAGCUCUUUGCAUCACUAGCUUUGUUGCAGCACCUUCGUCACCUUACCUUGAGAGGGUUUCGUUUCAAAAGCAUACCGUGUUUGGACAAUAUUGGUGUUCUAGACAGACUGACACUCAAACUGGAUGGGCAUUUGUCUAGGCUACCAAGUGCCAAUAAUUUCCCUCAGCUGAUUAAACAUUUGGCUUUGGUAAAUACUCGUCUUGACGAAGAUCCGAUGCCAGUACUAAAGAAGCUGCCCUGGCUAGAGUGCCUCAAAAUGAAGAAUGCAUACAUGGGUCGGGAAAUGUCUAUACAGUUCAGCGGGUUUCCCGAUCUCCUAGUCCUACACAUCAAUGAGUUGUGGAACCUGAGAAAUGUACAAGUAGAAGAAGGUGCAGACGCUAUGCUUGAGCAACUAGAAAUCAUGAAUUGUCCGCAUCUGGAGACCCUCCAGCAAGAGAUUGGGUCGAUGAAGCGUUUGCAGAAAUUUAAAAUGAUUGAUGGAGCCAAUAUCACCUACUUACCUCUGCCAAAGAGUUCCUUCCAAAGAGAACUAAUGAGAUCAGAUCUCUGCCAGAAAUCAAAUUGGCUGCAAAACCGUGAUGUUUGA
Salvia splendens (bonfire salvia) is the source of this 1482-nucleotide messenger RNA. RefSeq names its product disease resistance RPP8-like protein 3. The coding region runs from base 1 to 1482 and encodes 493 amino acids. The transcript is spliced from 3 exons. Gene Ontology annotation, biological process: defense response. The record is from RefSeq and is a predicted model, not a curated record. Lineage: Eukaryota; Viridiplantae; Streptophyta; Magnoliopsida; Lamiales; Lamiaceae.